Messenger RNA from Gongylonema pulchrum, 641 nucleotides. The record is from the annotation of a GenBank genome assembly. NCBI's taxonomy places the organism in Eukaryota, Metazoa, Nematoda, Chromadorea, Rhabditida, Gongylonematidae.
UUGAAAGCUGUAGCUGACAUCGUCAUACCACUGCUUGCGGAUCCAAAGCGACGUGUCAGAUUAGCAGCGUUUGAACUGUUCGCCGUGCUUGCUCAAUUGUUCAACGGGUCCACUGAAAGUUUGCUGAAAUCGGUCGCGGACUUUGAACAAAAACAUCGGGCGUAUGGCCUUUUUAGUGCCGUCAAAAUACGAAUAUUACGAAAAACGCUACCAAGAAUACGUUCAGAUGGUUUGAUUGAGUACGCUAUUCCGCUUGGCUUAGACGUUUCACUGAACAGAGGAUGGACAUCACUGAAAACUGAUAAUUUAGAUUAUGACUGGAUUAUGUCUGGUAGCUGUGGAUCCAGCAGUGCGCUUUCCAGGCAACCAUCUUUACUUUUUAUGCAUUUUUGCUGCGCAGCGCUAUGGCAGCGCUAUAGCGCUGCUACAGCCAGCAAAAACGUUUACUGUCGAGAGGCUGUCUGUGUGUGUGUGUCUGUGUAUUCGGAAGCGACUUUUAUCUCAGCAAGCAGGAAAGCUGGAAGGCUGAAUCUUUGGGUAUAUGUUCCUACUCCAUGUGCUAUCCUCUCGUUUGAAGAACUUUCCCUGGCGCCGCCUGGCUCUGUAGGGGUAAUUUGGGUAUUGGUCGUAGCACGAUAGGC